Messenger RNA from Thermochaetoides thermophila DSM 1495, 777 nucleotides. RefSeq lists its product as uncharacterized. The transcript has a single exon. NCBI's taxonomy places the organism in Eukaryota, Fungi, Ascomycota, Sordariomycetes, Sordariales, Chaetomiaceae. The record is from RefSeq and is a predicted model, not a curated record. Bases 1 to 777 code for a protein of 258 amino acids.
AUGGCCCAUACCAUCGACCCCACCUCCAAAGCCGACACCCUCCGGCACAUGAACGACGACCACACCCGCGACAUGGCCCUGAUCCUAGCCCACUACCUCUCCAAAACUGACCCAUCCUCCUCCAAAACUAAACCCUUCGACCUCCUCAACAAGUAUGCCUCAUCCAUCAAAAUGACCGAGAUUAACCUCGACUUCCUUGUCCUCUGUGUUGGCGAGGAAGAAGCUUGCUACCGCAUCCCGUUUGAACCCCCGCUCUCGUCGUGGAAUGAGCGUCGCUCGAGGUUGGUCGCCCUGGUGCGUGCUGCGCGAGAGGGGCUGGGUGUCUCAGAGGAGGAGUUCCCCGGUGGUUCGGACAAGACUACUACUCAAGGGAUGGUUACGGUGGAUGAGUACAUGCCCCCCCGCUUCCCCAUCGACAUGACGAUCCUAUUCCUCGUUGUGGGGUACUACGCCAUUUAUGCCCUUCUCCGAGCUGGGUGGUUCGAGGAGUCUGAGCUCGGAAAGACUGUUGUGAGCUCAGUCAUUGCGCCGUUCUUCCCCGGGGGAUGGGACGGUUUCCGCUGGCUGACAGAGACCAUUUUUAUUCCGGUGGUCGGGAUCCACACGGCCGAGGCAUGGUGGCUGGAUCGGACGCGGCUGAGCAGGUACGGGGUCAAGAGAGGAUCUUUGGUAUGGCUGCUUUGGAUUGCGAGCGCGUUGGCGGAAGGGAGGAUGACAUUCGUAAGGUUUGAUACUGUUGUAGAGAGGAAGAGGAGGGCGGUGGAAAGGAGUGAGUAG